AUGGAGUUCUGUUCCAAUAGUCUGCAGAAUAUUCUUGAAUUAAAACCACAAGUAUUUGAGAGACAAGCGGGAGAUCCCAUGGAUUUAUACGAGUAUUUCAUUUCGUGUGAUAUAUUCCGUCAGAUCUUAGAAUGCGUUCAAUAUUUACAUGAAUUGAAUCCUCCGGUCAUUCAUAGAGACCUCAAACCAGAAAACAUAUUAAUUGCAUCCAACGUAAGGAACGGCAGGUUUUUGAAGUUAUGUGACUUUGGUUUGGCUACAGUUCACGACAAACGCAUUCACUACAGGACUACACGUAAACAUACGGCAGAUAUCGGGGACAUGAGAUACCAGGCGCCGGAAUUCACAACCGUAUUCAACAACACAUGCAGUCAUAAACUCGUCGGUAAUUCAGUUACAAACUCUAUUCGAGUCAAUGGUGACCCACAAGUGGCCUAAACGCUCGGAAUGUAGUGAAGUGUUGCAGAAAUAUAACGAGUGGUCUAUCAAUAGGAAUAUUGUGGCAAA
Oppiella nova is the source of this 507-nucleotide messenger RNA. The record is from the annotation of a GenBank genome assembly. NCBI's taxonomy places the organism in Eukaryota, Metazoa, Arthropoda, Arachnida, Sarcoptiformes, Oppiidae.